UCAAUCCCCUCUGCUCAGACCCCGGAUGAAGCUGCCAUUGGGGGGAAGUGGACUGGGCUUCACAAUAACUGGAGAUUUUUAGGAGUGACGAAAAAACGGCUAAGAACCUACCGUGGAACGAAAUUGUGUACAGUUUUGAACUGUGGACGUUUCAGAGACCACCCGCACUGUCUUGAAGGCGGCCCAAGUGUAAACUGUGCGAACAGGACAAACAGAAUUGAGCCGCGGGACUGUGCUGCUGGGUGUACGUGCUGUGUGGAAAAAAUAUAGCUGGCCAGCUACUGUGCUAAACUGAAGAGGAAACGCGGUGCUUGGAAAGACAUUGAGUAAAAGGCUCCAAUCGAAUCCCGGGGCUUGUUUAAUGAAUUAACGUUAUGUCUGCCACAAGUAUUGACCCUCAGAGACCAAAAGGACAAGACUCUAAAGUGCAAAAUGGUUCACUUCACCAGAAGGAAACUGUCCAUGACAAUGAUUUUGAGCCCUACCUCACCAGCCAGUCCAACCAGAACAACAGCUACCAGUCCAUGACGGACCCCUACAUGUCAAGCUACUAUCCCCCCUCUAUCGGCUUCCCCUACCCCCUGAGCGAGGCACCCUGGUCCACGGGCGGGGACCCACCGAUCCCCUACCUGACCCCCUACGCACCCCUCAGCAAUGGGGACCACCAUUUUAUGCACGAUACGGUUUUCGGGCAGCCUGGGGGACUGGGGAGCAACAUCUACCAGCACAGGUUCAACUUCUUCCCUGAGAACCCGGCCUUCUCGGCCUGGGGCACCAGCGGCUCCCAGGGACAGCAGACUCAGAGCUCAGCGUACGGGGGCAGCUACAGCUACCCGCCCAGCUCCCUGGGGGGCACCCUGGUGGACGGGCAGACUGGUUUCCACAGCGAAACCAUGAGUAAGGCCCCUGGGAUGAACAGCCUGGAGCAGGGCAUGGUGGGGCUGAAGAUCGGGGGCGAACUGGCGGGGUCGGGUGUCAAGGCCGUGGGCUCCAUGAUCGGCGGGGCAGCGGGAAACGGCGGGGCGCCCAUCGGCAUGCCGCCGCCCAAGCCGGCGUCCUGGGCGGCCAUCGCCAGCAAACCCGCCAAGCCGCAGCUGAAGGUUAAGACCAAGCCUGGCAUGCCCCUCCCAGGUGGGGCUCUCCCACCCCCGCCGAUCAAACACAACAUGGACAUUGGCACCUGGGACAACAAGGGCCCUGCCUCAAAACCGCCCCCUUCCCACCAGCCCCUCCCCCACCCUCAUGGCCACACCCACCCUCUCCCCCCGCCCCAGCAGGCCCCGCCCCCCCUGCAGUCGCCGCAGUCCCUGGCGCAACAGCAGCUCUCCCUGCAGGCCCCACCCCACCAGGCCCCGCCCCUUCACAACCCCUACCAGAACCACGCCCAGGCCCCACCUCCGCAAACCCGCUGGGUUGCCCCCCGCAACCGUAACCUCGGUUACGGGCAGGGAGGGGCCGUCGACGGGGGUGGCGGAGGCUCCUCUUCCUCCGGCGGAGGUGGCCCCCCAGGGGCGGGACCCGGCGGGGUGGGGGCGGGGCCUGGAGGGGCGGAGUCCCACCCAGUGCUGGAAAAGCUGCGGGCGGCGCACAGCUACAACCCAAAGGACUUUGACUGGAACCUGCGCACCGGCCGCGUCUUCAUCAUCAAGAGCUACUCCGAAGACGACAUCCACCGCUCCAUCAAGUACUCCAUCUGGUGCAGCACGGAGCACGGCAACAAGCGCCUGGACGCCGCCUUCCGCGCCAUGGCGACCAAGGGCCCGGUGUACCUGCUGUUCAGCGUGAACGGCAGCGGGCACUUCUGCGGCGUGGCCGAGAUGCGCUCGCCCGUGGACUACGGCACCAGCGCCGGCGUCUGGUCCCAGGACAAGUGGAAGGGCAAGUUCGACGUCAACUGGCUGUUUGUGAAGGACGUGCCCAACAGCCAGCUGAGGCACAUCCGCCUGGAGAACAACGACAACAAGCCCGUCACCAACUCACGGGACACGCAGGAGGUGCCGCUGGAGAAGGCCAAGCAGGUGCUGAAGAUCAUUGCCACCUACAAGCACACCACCUCCAUCUUCGACGACUUCUCCCACUACGAGAAGCGGCAGGAGGAGGAGGAGGUGGUGCGCAAGAACUUUGAACCUGCGCCCAUCCAGAACCGGUCUCGACUUGACCAGGAACGCCAAAAUCGAAGUAAACAAUAGAAGACUGUACACUUGGCUCAGUCAACAGUUAUAAUAGGACUGACAUUUUGAAAUUUAAAACAAGGAAAAAGAAAAAUGAAAUGGAAAAAUAAAUCUUUUUUUUUUUCUUCUAUUUAAUUCUGGUGACUCGGGCCAGCGUCGAGAACUCUGCUUUGUGCCGCAGGUACUUGAGCUGUGCAGGGACAAAGCAGGUUCAUAUAUCAAGUAGCUUCAGCCAUUUGUGUUCUCCCUCCCUCCCCCUUUUUAUUUCUGUUUCUCCUGCCUUUUAGUCAGACUUGUGUCAAUAUGCCCUCCCUUCACCCCUCUUUAUUUUUAAUAUAAUUUGAAAUGUAAUCAGGGUUCUGCUGCACCUGUAAUUACUCCUGGCCAGUUACUAUUUUGUACAAUCAACAAAAAAAACCCGGAUGUGUUCUAGCCUUUUUUGACCAGUAGAUGGCAGUGUGGUAGUGUUAUGGGGGUCGGCGGUACGACCCUGCUGAAGAUGCUUAGGCAGUUGGGCUAGAACAGGACAAUGACAGAUGGAAUGACCUAUGACAAAAUUUUGAUGUAAAACUAUAUUUUUUGAAUUAUGUAUUUCUUGGCAUAUUACUGUUGUGACAACUUUAAGAAAAGAGUCAAUUCAGAAAACAUGUGCUAUUAUUGUUCUUUUUUUUCCUUCUUUCUUUUUUGGAGCCUUAAUAAUAAUUAUUUUGAAAUGACACGGGGAAAUAGAAUAAUCUUUACUUAAACUAUAACAGUACUAGAGAAUCAGGGAAAGAGGCUGUCAUUGAUAACUGUAUUUUCAGUUUCAGUUUUUCUCUGCCCUUUGGGUGAGAAUGCGGUCAUGUUUGAGGUCUGCUUUGGAUCUUAACAAUACAACUCAAUUGUGUUUUUUUUCUUGUUUUGUUUUGUUUUUUUAAAUGAUGAUGACGUAACCGUAACUGUUCCAUAUUUUCCAGCAGGAUGUCUGUUCCUGUGUUUAAGCCAGUCUGAGAAAAAAGUGUAGCACUCACUGCUUUUUAAAAAAAUCAAUGAGAAAACGUGAUUUUUUUUUUUUGUUUGGUUUUUUUUUGUUAAAUUAGAACGAUGUGAUGAUGUAAUUGCAACAUUGGAGUGAAUUGUUUAUAACAUUUGGAAAUCACUUUUUUGAGUUGCAAGUCACUUAACCUUCUUUCUCUGUCUGCUUGAUCAUUUUUGUUUGUUUUUGUUUUUUUUUUGUCCUCAGUAAUGCUAAGCUUUAAUGUAGGAACAUAUAGUAAGAGAGAAAGCCUCAAAAAUGUGUAACCUGAAAUUAAUGUUACUGAUUUACUGUCCAGAGUAAGAAAAACAAGAACGAAAUAACGAUU
Messenger RNA from Anguilla anguilla (European eel), 3514 nucleotides. RefSeq names its product YTH domain-containing family protein 1-like. The record is from RefSeq and is a predicted model, not a curated record. Bases 375 to 2189 code for a protein of 604 amino acids. Gene Ontology annotation, cellular component: cytoplasm. Gene Ontology annotation, biological process: mRNA destabilization. Lineage: Eukaryota; Metazoa; Chordata; Actinopteri; Anguilliformes; Anguillidae. The transcript has 6 exons. Gene Ontology annotation, molecular function: mRNA binding; N6-methyladenosine-containing RNA reader activity.